ACUAAUAACGUACGUAUGAGUGGCUCUUUUAUCUUCAUAAUCUCUAAUAAAAAAUGCUUAUUUUGCUCAACAGGAUCGGCCGCGACGCUGGAUCUUGGCUUCGACGUUCCUCCGCCAAUCAAAACCGUGACUGUCGAAGGGUCACGCCUCCUCAUACCCUGUCAGCCAAUCAGAGGCGAGAAAGGCUUGCCCAACGUGACCUGGACCAAUGAGGAGAGCGUAGUGAAUGAGCCCCGCCGCCACGUCUUGCCCAAUGGGACGCUUCUGAUCACGGAGGUGAGAGCGAGUGACGCGGGCCAAUACAGGUGUGUGCUGCGGCAGGGGACUCGCGCCGUGCUCUCCGCCCCCGUCGGCCUCGUCCUCGCAGGUAAGGCCGUUUAGCGGUGAUGUUCUUG
Penaeus monodon (black tiger shrimp) is the source of this 395-nucleotide messenger RNA. RefSeq names its product contactin-2-like. Lineage: Eukaryota; Metazoa; Arthropoda; Malacostraca; Decapoda; Penaeidae. Bases 16 to 381 code for a protein of 121 amino acids. The record is from RefSeq and is a predicted model, not a curated record. The transcript has 2 exons.